GCAGGCAGCUAUAGCAGACAAGAGUUCAAGCUCCAGCCUUGCUUUUCACAUGACACAUCAAUCCCAUAGGGAAAAUAAUGUUAUAUAACACCUUCCUUUGCCCUAGUCUCCUCCACUCCUCACUCCUGUAGGAGAGACACCACCAGGACUUAGAAGGCUUUUUGAAACAGCAUCAUGAUUUUUCAAGGAAUAUUUGAACGUAUGGAUUUUACUGGAUGGCUCAUAUUUGGCUUUGCAUUGUUACUUUUGAUCGACGUGAUAAGAAACUGGAGGCCACACAACUUCCCACCAGGACCGUGGGCCAUGCCUUUUCUGGGAAAUGUUUUCACCGGGGUUGACUUCAAAACCAUGGAGAAGCUUGCUCAGCAGUAUGGCCCCGUGUUCAGCCUGAGGAAAGGCAGUGAGAGGAUGGUGUUCAUUUCAGGAUUCAAGAUGAUCCGAGAGGCUCUUGUCAGCCAGCUGGACAGCUUUACUGAUCGACCUGUCGUUCCUCUCUUCGAUGUUGUCUUCAAGGGCCUUGGGUUAGCACUGAGCAAUGGCUACCUGUGGAAGAAUCAGAGGAAGUUUGCCAGCGCUCACCUGCGUUACUUUGGAGAGGGUCGGAGGUCGCUGGAAAGAUAUAUUGAAGUGGAAAGCAACUUUCUUUGUGAAGCGUUCAAAGAGGAACAAGGAAGACCAUUCAACCCCCACUACACCAUAUCCACUGCAGUGGGUAACAUCAUUGCGUCUGUGGUCUUUGGACGUCGCUUUGAAUACAGUGACCAAACUUUUCGUAAAGUUUUGGAGUUGGACAAUGACGCCAUUGUGCUUGCCGGCUCAGCUCAGACUCAGCUGUAUGAUGUGUUUCCUGGCCUGCUGAAGUACCUGCCAGGUCCUCACCAGACUUUCCACGCCAACUAUGCAGAGAUCAUGAAGUUCCUGAGAAGUGAAAUAGAGAAGCACCAGGAGGAGUGGAACUCUGAAGACCCUCGCGAUUAUAUUGAUGUGUAUCUGACAGAGAUCAAGAAGAAAAAAGACGAUCCUCAGGCUGGAUUCAACGUUGAAACACUGCUGGUUAGCACUCUUGACCUGAUCGAGGCAGGGACAGAAUCGUCUGCCAACACUCUACGCUGGGCGAUCCUGUACAUGAUGCACUACCCAGAAAUACAGAAGAAAGUCCAGGAAGAGAUAGACAGAGUGAUCGGUCAGUCUCGUCAGCCCAACAUGGCCGAUAGACCACACCUGCCUUACUCUGAUGCUGUCAUACAUGAGACACAAAGGUUCGGAAACAUCGUUCCAAUGGGAUUCCCUAAAAUGGCCAGCAAAGACGCUACACUGGGAGGAUACAAUAUACCCAAGGGCACAGGUGUAUCUACAAUACUAGCAUCUGCAUUGUUUGACAAGAAUGAGUGGGAGACUCCAAACACCUUCAAUCCCAAGCAUUUCUUGAAUUCAGAGGGUCAGUUCCGCAAGAGAGAUGCCUUCUUGCCGUUCUCAGCAGGUAAACGUGGGUGUUUGGGGGAGAACCUGGCCAGAAUGGAGCUUUUCCUUUUCUUUACAUCUCUCCUCCAGCGCUUCAGCUUCUUUCCUAUUCCUGGGGAAAUGCCCAGUCUGGAGGGUGUGAUGGGCUUUACUCAUUCCCCAGAAGAGUUCAGGGUGCUCGCCAUAGCACGUUAAUGUUAUCCAUCUGCUUUCUUCACUCACUCAUGCACUCACAUCUUAUACCGCUUUACCUCCACAUGAGGGUUGCAGGGGGCGCUGGUGCCCAGCUGACAGGGCGAAGGGUGGGAUACACCCUGGACAGGUCAUCAGUCCAUCACAGAGCCACAUAGAGACAAACAACCAUCCACACUCACACCUACAGUCAAUUAAUCCGGGCUUGGGGACAGCACUAGAAUUACACUGGAUGUGUCCCCCAUGUCUUUCAUUCCAACUGUUGUUCAUAAUGUUAUUAAUGCUUAACUCUAUGUACACAGUAUCAUCACAAGCAGCAUUUGCUCUG
Solea solea (common sole) is the source of this 1981-nucleotide messenger RNA. Its product is annotated as cytochrome P450 2J2. Bases 175 to 1656 code for a protein of 493 amino acids. Gene Ontology annotation, biological process: xenobiotic metabolic process. Gene Ontology annotation, cellular component: intracellular membrane-bounded organelle; cytoplasm. The transcript is spliced from 9 exons. The record is from RefSeq and is a predicted model, not a curated record. Gene Ontology annotation, molecular function: iron ion binding; oxidoreductase activity, acting on paired donors, with incorporation or reduction of molecular oxygen, reduced flavin or flavoprotein as one donor, and incorporation of one atom of oxygen; heme binding. Lineage: Eukaryota; Metazoa; Chordata; Actinopteri; Pleuronectiformes; Soleidae.